AUGUCGAACCAUCAAGCGCUCGUUGAAGCGCUUUUGAUGAAAUCAAUACUUGGUCAAGAGCUCGUUGAUACGGAAUUCCACCUAUUUUCAAGACGCUCAGAAAAUCCACGUAAAGUCACCAGACUCCAAGCGUUGUCGGCCAACGACGUUGCUCUGACAGCACGCUCCGAAUUUUUCGCUGAACUAUUGUCUAGAACGGGACCAUCUGAUGUCACAUUUGUCGACUUCGAUGGUGGCUCAGUAUUCGAGGAUGGCAUGGCCCUGGAUGACUAUGGAUACGCAUCUGACAGCGAUCUUGAAGAUGAAGAAGAGGAAAAGGAAAAGACUGGCCAAAAACCAGUCAGCGAUGAGACUGCCGUCCUCGAGGACAUGAGCGAAUCGGAUGACGAUUUACUUGUUGUGGCGGAUGCUGAGUCUGAAAUUGACUCGAAAGUUGGUGAUCCCAUCCCGACUGGCCCAUCGCAAGCAACGGCGUCUAUCACCUCUGCCCCAACUCAACGUAAGUCACAGGUUGUCAACUGCAGGAACAUACUAGUGCGAGACACAGCCUUCAAGACAUGGAAAGCACUCUUACUGUAUCUGUAUACCAACAGGAUUGUCUUCUCGCCAAUCAAGUCUCAGGGACAACCGAGAGCUAAUGUAGAGGCACCUAACCCUAGUACAUUGUGGCCAUGCUCACCAAAGUCUAUGUAUCGUUUGGCGUGUAAGAUGCGACUUGACGGUCUUCGCGACCAAGCUUUCUCUGCAAUACGCAGCAGUUUGGAUGCAGGAAAUGUUCUCCGAGAACUUUCUUCUUCGUUUACAUCCAAGUAUCCCGCAAUCCUGCAAAUGCAUAUAGAGGUUCUACUCCAGCACAUCACGUCCGCCCCUGUCAUCCAGAAUAUCCCUUCGCUGGUCAGGAGGAUCGCUGACUCGCAAUUACCACAUGGAUCAGACAUCAUCAUUGGUUUGUACCAGAAAUUCCUGCUGCAGUAUCAUCCUAAGGCGCUUGCACUUGCAAAUGCGCCGGUGCCUGAGCCAGGUACUAGUACUAAAAACAAGCCCUCCGAAGGUGGGAAGCAGAAAAAAAAAUGUAACUGUCGUUAA
Molecule: messenger RNA, 1086 nt
Organism: Suillus paluster
Lineage: Eukaryota; Fungi; Basidiomycota; Agaricomycetes; Boletales; Suillaceae
Exons: 6
Coding region: 1-1086 (361 amino acids)
Source: RefSeq, a predicted model, not a curated record